Messenger RNA from Spinacia oleracea (spinach), 909 nucleotides. RefSeq lists its product as uncharacterized. Lineage: Eukaryota; Viridiplantae; Streptophyta; Magnoliopsida; Caryophyllales; Amaranthaceae. The record is from RefSeq and is a predicted model, not a curated record. Bases 55 to 486 code for a protein of 143 amino acids. The transcript is spliced from 2 exons.
UUGUUUCCAUCUCUUAAUUGAAGCUUUGUUUUUAAAGAGAAAUAAAACGACAAAAUGAAAAUGAAGAUUGAAAUGAGGGUGAUAAUAUUGGUAGGAAUGGUAUGGUUGUCAAUGACAAUAAUGCCCUCAUCAGCUAAAAAUGAUUCUUGGGAGGGAUUACCAAUCUGCUGGCAAAAGAUGCAUGAAUGCGCCUUCAAGAUGGGUUUACUAGGGUAUUUCGGCGGAUGCUGUAAGGUGAUCAGACCAGCAGUAGCUAAUACAACGUGUUUCUGUAGUAUCAGUAACGAUCAUUUUAAGCAGACUACCAAUAAAUCGGCCGAUGAUUACAAAUGGUCGGCUAAACACUUUCUUCGUCGAUGUAAAAUCAACUCUACUUUUGACGAUAUUUGCGAGGGGGUGAGCAAAUCUGAUGGUGGAAGCCGGUAUAAUGGUGCCAUCAAGAUUGUAUUUGUUAUUGGAUUAUUCAUGUUUCACUUUUUGUUUUGACGAUGAUAAUGCCUUAAUGAGGGAUCAAUUGGUGUUUUGAAAGUAAUCAUAUAGACUUGUAAACUUUGUGUUUUGAAAGUAAUCAUAUAGACUUGUAAACUUUUUUACCGUUAUAUAUGCAAGGAAGGGUUUGAAAAUUGUGAAAGAUCAAACAUCAAGCGUUCUCCCUAUCGAAUCGGUGUUAGCACCCGAUUCACCCUUAGAGCUAAUUCGGAUUCAGGGCGAGUUUUUGGUGGAUAGGUUCCAGUCACCUCUCAAUUGUUGUUGCGGGGGAUCGAACUCGAGUUCUUCCUACCAAAUUCAGCCUCAAUCACCACCAAACCAACAAACAAUUAAUAGAGAUAUACUGAGUAUGACUGUGAAUGAUGCCUACUUUUCCUAAAAUUCGGUCUUAUAAAGCUACUUGCAAGUUGCAACCAUAUC